Penicillium macrosclerotiorum is the source of this 453-nucleotide messenger RNA. RefSeq names its product putative GPI anchored protein. Gene Ontology annotation, biological process: fungal-type cell wall organization. The record is from RefSeq and is a predicted model, not a curated record. Gene Ontology annotation, molecular function: structural constituent of cell wall. The transcript is spliced from 3 exons. Lineage: Eukaryota; Fungi; Ascomycota; Eurotiomycetes; Eurotiales; Aspergillaceae. Bases 1 to 453 code for a protein of 150 amino acids. Gene Ontology annotation, cellular component: fungal-type cell wall.
AUGCGUUUCUCUAUCGCCGCUAUUGCCGCCCUGGCCGCUGGUGUUGUCGCCUCCGAUGUUGUCACUGAGACCGUCACCCACUACACCACCUACUGCCCUGAGGCCACCUCCAUCGUCCACGGUGGAAGCACCUACAGCAUCUCCACCCCCGGUCACAUCACCAUGACCAACGGUCCCUUCACUGUUACUCGUCCUCUGAUCACUCAGACCGUGACCUCGUGCAACAAGUGCUCCUCCAGCGGUGUGCCUUCCGGCAGCCCCUCCAGCACCGUCAAGGUCACCUCCACUCCUCUGGUCCCCAGCAGCGCUGGUGCCACUGGCACCAGCGGCACCUCGCCCUCCGGCGCCGCCUCCACCUCCCAGGCCGCCUUCAACGCCGGUGCCGUCAACGCCGCUACUGGUGCUGGCGCCGGUCUGGCCGCCGUCUUCGGUGCCGUUGCCCUCUUGCUGUAA